Molecule: messenger RNA, 689 nt
Organism: Porites lobata
Lineage: Eukaryota; Metazoa; Cnidaria; Anthozoa; Scleractinia; Poritidae
Source: the annotation of a GenBank genome assembly
AUGGAUAUUCGUCAGUACUACAGUAACAGAGCAAAUCAAGCUCAAGGACUACAUUCAGUACAUUACAGAAAUGAUAUGUACGUAAUACGUUUAUUACGAUGUGCUUUUUAUUUACUGUAUUUUCUCCUGAAAGUACACCUCCUUUGCUAUACUAAGGUCAAGAUAAUUUUCUGUUACAAGCCUUUAUUUCAUUAGAGCACAGCUGAUGGCACUACACAUGGCUUAUGAUUAUCUUAAGUUUUGGGCUACAUGUAGAAGGCAAUUUUUGUGUAAGGAUGAUAGGGCAAGUACUCUUUCCAAGCUACAUUUUCUUCCGCUUAAUUAAUGCUUAAAUCAUGCUUAGAUAUAUCCGGAGGCCCUCUGAUAAUUUUUAUUUUAACAGUACGAAUUGGGCUGUGAAAGGAAAGGCUCUGUGGCCGGCUUGUUUUGCAAGAACAUGUUCUCAUCCUGACGUCUUUACUUGGCUUCCAGUUAUGUGGCAUUUAGACAAAGAUAAACAAAGGGCUCUGGGGUUGUUUAUAAUGAACAGUUAACAAAGAAGCUAUUUGGGUGUUUCUAAAACGAAGACCCUGGGACUAAAACGAAGACCCCAUGGACUAAAUCGAAGACCCCCUGAACUAAAACCAAGACCCCUUGGACUAAAACGAAGACCCCCUGAACUAAAACGAAGACCCCUUGGACUAAAAUGA